AUGGCCUUGCCUAGGGCUGUAGGCGAGGCGGUUCGCCCAAAUCUGGGCAAGGACAGCCUCACCUUGGCCUCGCCGUGGGAAAAGGCAGCUUUGCCCGAGGCUAAUGAGGCCAUGGUGGCAUUUGCCAAGGCCAGGGUUAGGUUGGGCACGGCUGGGUAUGGGCCGCAACCCUUGUCGGCAUUCGCCAAUUGCAACCGCGAUCUCUUCCCACAUUCAUCGAGAACUGAGUUGCUGCCCAACGUUGGGAUCUAUGACGUCGAGGAUGGCUUGCCGGCCGUUCAUGAUGGAGCGGCAAAGCUGCACUGGGGAGAGCAAGUGGAUAUGUUCCUCAGGCAAGCUCUGGAGAGUUUUCGAGCUGCCAUCAGUGCCGCGGAGCGAGAGGCAAGAAAAAAGGUGGGUUGUCUAUUGGGUGAUGCUUUCUUACUUUUUGGAAGCGAAUUCGCAAAGCGAAUGCGCGUCCCCUGGGUGACGUUCUGGGUCGACUCUCCGUGCUUUCUGUCCGCUUGCAUCCAUGUCGAGGUCCUGAGAAAGCUCUGCCAUGGAACCUCCUCUGGCGGCGUGGUGCAUGGAGAGGCCGAUGACAAGGCCCUAGAAAUGGUUCCAGGGUUAUCGUUGUUUCGCAUGUCAGGUUUCCCGGACCUCAUACUACAAGCCCAGAGUAUUUUGAUUUGGAUGGUGCCAAACCUGCCCCGCCAAAUGAGCCGCGUGCUGCCAUGA
Messenger RNA from Eucalyptus grandis, 717 nucleotides. RefSeq names its product flavonol 3-O-glucosyltransferase F3GT2. NCBI's taxonomy places the organism in Eukaryota, Viridiplantae, Streptophyta, Magnoliopsida, Myrtales, Myrtaceae. The record is from RefSeq and is a predicted model, not a curated record. The coding region runs from base 1 to 717 and encodes 238 amino acids. The transcript is spliced from 2 exons.